Annulohypoxylon maeteangense is the source of this 1319-nucleotide messenger RNA. RefSeq lists its product as uncharacterized. The record is from RefSeq and is a predicted model, not a curated record. The transcript has 2 exons. The coding region runs from base 200 to 1087 and encodes 295 amino acids. Lineage: Eukaryota; Fungi; Ascomycota; Sordariomycetes; Xylariales; Hypoxylaceae.
GAGCCUGCGAGUCAACGAAAAACACCAACAUCUUGAAUCAUCUCAAUCAAUCAACGUUGAAAGAAAGAUAGAUAAUCAUUGUUGCGAUCGAUUACUGACAGCGUUUAUUUAUUUAUUUGUGGCGUUUCGUUCUUUGCAUUUGUCCCAAUCCAAUCGAACCAUCGCAUCCUCUAUCCGCAUUCCAUCAUCUUAAACCACCAUGAAGGGAGCACGAAGUCUUGGUCAGCUCUUGACCAUUUCCCUCGCUCUGGCCCCGAUGGCAUCUGCUUGGCCAGGAUGGCUUCCGGAUAUAGACAGCCUCGUUGUCAGACAAGACGACAGCUCUUCGACACAACAAGUUGAUGCCACAACCACAGCGGCAACCGAUACUGCCAAAGCAACUGAUACUGCUAAGGCAACUGAUAAAGCUAGUACGACCGAUAAAGCCACAACUACCGCCAACAGCAAAGACCCGCAAACUACGAACCUUAAUACAGCUAAGAUAACUACAACUGGCAAGGGCGGGAGCACGGCUACCGGUAACAGCACUACUACUCGUGCGACCUUCGAUGCGCAAGAUGGAGCCGGCGGUGUUGCCAUGAUCACACCUGCCACCACUGCAGGAACGACGCUUUACAGGAUUGGAGACCCGACACCAAUUACUUGGGUCUGGAACUACACAUCUCUCCAAGCCUCACCAUCCGCUAUCGAUGUCCUGGUAUCGUGCUCCACAGCCUCAGCUACUUGGACUUUGACUCAAAACAUGACCUUUGAGCCGACUGCUACAUUCAAAUGGGACACCAAGAAGUACUCAGAGAGCGCCGUAGCCAGCCCGCUGCUAGUUGCCCAGUACACACUUCUUAUCCACGACUCCGACUCGUCUCAGGAUGCUACCGCCGAAGCCGGUUAUCUCUCCCCAUACAAUGGUUUCACAUUUGGCCUAUACACUGCUAGGCCGUACCAGGACCUCGGCGAGUGGAAGUGCGCGACAUGUAGUGGUGCAUUAGGAGAAGCUGACCGCCAAGCUUUGGGUUUCGCCAUCACGAUGAGCAUCAUCACAAUCUUCAGUUUCACGUGGUAUGUGACGGGAUUCGCUACGUUACUAUAGUCAUAAUAGACUAUAUUCUGCAUAUGUUCAAGCAAUAUAUGAAGAGACGGUUAAUUUCUGAAUGCACAUAUUUUGGAUUUACGAGACAGCAUCUUAAUGGACAACUAUUUAAAUACGGUAAUCUGGGAUUCAGGAUAUAACAUCAUGCAGUGGCGUUUUUUAAUGCGAUUUUUAAGGGUCGAAGGGGGCGGAUGCGUUCUUCUGGCGACGGAUCGAAAAUGGCGACAACUAU